Molecule: messenger RNA, 1506 nt
Organism: Spea bombifrons (plains spadefoot toad)
Lineage: Eukaryota; Metazoa; Chordata; Amphibia; Anura; Pelobatidae
Gene: RHBDD3
Product: rhomboid domain containing 3
Exons: 6
Coding region: 81-1151 (356 amino acids)
Cellular component (GO): membrane
Molecular function (GO): serine-type endopeptidase activity; protein binding
Source: RefSeq, a predicted model, not a curated record
AUUACACCAAAGGGCCAUACCACUUCGCAGCCGGAUUAGGGUCUAUUCUGUCUUCUUCACAUUGGUCUCAUGUCCCAUCUAUGGAGAUGCUGAAAGGAUUGCUGCUGGCACGAGUGCCUCCUUUAGGCUGCUGCUUUUUGUUGACUGUGAUGACAUGUGGAGGACUGCUGUCAAACUGCAAACAACUGGGAUUACACCUAGAAACCCUAAGAGAGGUUUGGGAUGGCCAUCGUCUGCUCACACAUGUGUUGUGUGCACCUGAUAUCAUUCUCUUGCUCAUCUCCCUGCUUCUCCUCCUCAUUAUUUGUGGAGAGCUGGAGGAACAUCUGGGCACCCUGUAUUACUUACAACUUUCUUGCCUGUACACUGUGGGCUGUGCUGCCCUCUAUCUCCUAUUUUCCUGGCUCUUGCCUUCUUCUAUUGCCCCUGCCUCGGGCUACGUGGGCUCCCAGUUGGCUAUACUGACGGCAGAACGCCCAACACUGCAACGACGACUGGGCAGAAGGAUGAUGAUGUUACUACCCUGGUGCGUCUUGGUUACUAUAUUUAUCCUGUGCCCACAAUCUUCCCUGCUUCUCCAUGUGUGUGGAGUCAUUGCUGGUCUAGUGUUCCGCUCAGCAUCGCUCUCAUGUCUUCAGAAGUCAGAGUCAUGGAGAGUGACACUGGACAGAAUCCAAAUAUUUCAAAGUCUUGCAUUAUUGCCCCUUGCACGUUUCAUACCUUCAAGGAAUAAAGGGUCGGUGAACCCUGAUAGAGAAGAAGAGAGGGCAGAAGAGAGAGAUGUGCACCAAUCUGUCCUCCUUACGGAUGAGCAGCUGGCAGAAGUGUUUAUCCCAGAUGCCCUCCUUGCCAGAUUCACGGAGUCUCCUGUUUCCAUUCCAUUUGGAGAUCCAGAGGCACUCGAAAAUGAAAUGCUAAAGGCUGGGAUCCAAGCAUCUCUGAGGGAAUAUAAGCAACAAGAAAGAAUAAAGGAACCAACUCUACACAAGUCUAGUGUUUCAGCACUCAGGCUCCAGCAGCUUGAACAGAUGGGAUUCCCUACAGGACCUGCGGUGGUAGCAUUAGCAGCUACUGGGAAGGUGGACAGAGCGGUGUCCCUGCUUGUGGAGGGACAGGUUGGCGAAGACAUUAAUGUGACCAGUGAAAGAUAAGGAGUACUAUAACCAAGGAAAAUAUGUGCAAACGCUUCACAUAGCCUCACUGUGCUAUCAUAUCUUCAUAUCCAAGAAAAUAUGCCAAAAGAGUCAAUAGAUAUCUUUGCUAUCACGAUGUUGGUGGAAUAGCAUUUUGCCUCUUCGGGUGUUUACUAAACUUUGUAUUUGAUAAACUUUAGUGUCUCCAAUCCACCAAAAUCACUUUCAGGGCUGGCUUGAUAUACACAGUUUCCACCUGUGAAACAUAACAAAACAACCUGGAUUUCAAUUUAAAAAAUCAUUUUAUUUAUACAAUGUGCUCCCCUUCCAUGGAGGAUUAAAAUAAUAAAACGUGUAAAGAACAUAUAACAAA